Messenger RNA from Homo sapiens (human), 1743 nucleotides. It is a transcript of the gene METRNL, whose product is annotated as meteorin like, glial cell differentiation regulator. Gene Ontology annotation, molecular function: hormone activity. Gene Ontology annotation, cellular component: extracellular region. Gene Ontology annotation, biological process: fat cell differentiation; response to muscle activity; negative regulation of inflammatory response. Bases 507 to 1196 code for a protein of 229 amino acids. The transcript is spliced from 5 exons. The record is from RefSeq and is marked validated. Lineage: Eukaryota; Metazoa; Chordata; Mammalia; Primates; Hominidae.
CUUCUCGGCCGAGCGGGGCCGCGGGCGGAUGGAGGUCUGGGGGGGGUCGGCCGGGAACGCCGGCGCCGGGAGCCUCCGAGGCCGACGGCUCUUCUGGGGCCGCCCCUGCCCCCGCGGAGUGAUUCAGCCCCGGCUCGCUGCCUCUGCCCGGCGGGUCGGUGCAUCCCCGAACCGAGGCCCGGGGCGUUCCGCUCCAGCAGACCGAAGCCAGAAACGCCGCCCCCGCCACCCAGGCCGAGUGUGUCGAGAAGGGGCCGGCGCCCUUUUCAGGGUGUCAGGGGACUGUGUGCCCGCUGUCCUGACGAAGCACAGGGUGGAGCGAGCGCUGGUGUGCUGGGUGGAUUCUCAUCCCCCGAUAGCUGGAAAGUUGCCCCUCAUGACACUGGCCACUGCAUCGACGGCCUCUGUUGCUGGGUGUUUCUUCUAAGCACGGGCUGACGCACGAGGCACACAGGAAGGAGGUGGAGCAGGUGUAUCUGCGCUGUGCGGCGGGUGCCGUGGAGUGGAUGUACCCAACAGGUGCUCUCAUCGUUAACCUGCGGCCCAACACCUUCUCGCCUGCCCGGCACCUGACCGUGUGCAUCAGGUCCUUCACGGACUCCUCGGGGGCCAAUAUUUAUUUGGAAAAAACUGGAGAACUGAGACUGCUGGUACCAGACGGGGACGGCAGGCCCGGCCGGGUGCAGUGUUUUGGCCUGGAGCAGGGCGGCCUGUUCGUGGAGGCCACGCCGCAGCAGGAUAUCGGCCGGAGGACCACAGGCUUCCAGUACGAGCUGGUUAGGAGGCACAGGGCGUCGGACCUGCACGAGCUGUCUGCGCCGUGCCGUCCCUGCAGUGACACCGAGGUGCUCCUAGCCGUCUGCACCAGCGACUUCGCCGUUCGAGGCUCCAUCCAGCAAGUUACCCACGAGCCUGAGCGGCAGGACUCAGCCAUCCACCUGCGCGUGAGCAGACUCUAUCGGCAGAAAAGCAGGGUCUUCGAGCCGGUGCCCGAGGGUGACGGCCACUGGCAGGGGCGCGUCAGGACGCUGCUGGAGUGUGGCGUGCGGCCGGGGCAUGGCGACUUCCUCUUCACUGGCCACAUGCACUUCGGGGAGGCGCGGCUCGGCUGUGCCCCACGCUUCAAGGACUUCCAGAGGAUGUACAGGGAUGCCCAGGAGAGGGGGCUGAACCCUUGUGAGGUUGGCACGGACUGACUCCGUGGGCCGCUGCCCUUCCUCUCCUGAUGAGUCACAGGCUGCGGUGGGCGCUGCGGUCCUGGUGGGGCCGUGCGGUGAGGGCCGCGCGCUGGGAGCCGCAUGCCCUGGGCCCAGGCCUGACCCUGGUACCGAAGCUGUGGACGUUCUCGCCACACUCAACCCCAUGAGCUUCCAGCCAAGGAUGCCCUGGCCGAUUGGAAAUGCUGUAAAAUGCAAACUAAGUUAUUAUAUUUUUUUUUGGUAAAAAAGAAAUGUCCAUAGGAAACAAAUUCCCGUGUCUUAAAACGCCUUGGUGUGCCGUCUGAUACUGUUCUCUAAAGACGUUAGGAGUCACGGCAUCUGGCCUGCGGUUGGGUGAAGCACUGGCCGUUGGGCACAGUGGAUGUGUGAAAAGGUGCCAUUCAGAGUUGUUAUUCUCAUGACGGAAGUUUUGGAGCCAAAUAAUACGUUUUUUAUUUUCAUUUUAUUUUUAAAGGAUGAGCUUUGGUCCUUUUCAGGCCGCCGGUUGUUUCCGUUCCCGAGAAUAAAGACGAGGAUCCGACCA